This is a messenger RNA of Bactrocera dorsalis (oriental fruit fly), 1960 nucleotides long. RefSeq names its product inactive ubiquitin carboxyl-terminal hydrolase MINDY-4B. Gene Ontology annotation, molecular function: cysteine-type deubiquitinase activity; K48-linked deubiquitinase activity. The record is from RefSeq and is a predicted model, not a curated record. Lineage: Eukaryota; Metazoa; Arthropoda; Insecta; Diptera; Tephritidae. The transcript is spliced from 8 exons. Gene Ontology annotation, biological process: protein K48-linked deubiquitination. The coding region runs from base 293 to 1603 and encodes 436 amino acids.
GAAUAUUUAAAAUCAUUGCGCUUUGAACAGCGGAACGGUUUAAACGGUUAUUUCGGGCGUACAAAAAUAUUUAACAAAGUGAGAAAAUAUUAUAUAUAUCGAAUAACGUAGUUUAGUGUUUAAAUUAAAAUAUUAUUACAAAACAAAAAAAUAAAAAACAACUUGAGAGAAACACAAACAUUAUUUUUCUAAAAUAAUAUUAUUACAAAGUUUAUAGUGAGCAAAUUUUGUGAUCUUAUAAUUUCAAGUAUCACAAAAUAAAUAUUAAUUGUCUUACAUAAUAUAAUACGAAAUGAGCUCACGUUUUAUAGCCGAGGGUGGCACGCCAAUCACACCGGAACUGGCAACGUUUAUUAUUUUAUUCCUCAAUGCAUGUAUACUUAAACCAUUUCCACCAAUGCUUAAGGACCUACGUCAAUUAGUCUUCGGCACUUCAUCUAUUCCCAUGCGUGCUGAGUGGACACAAACCCCUUUCACUUUUGGUGCGCCUAAAGAAGAGCUCUCUUAUGGCCUACGCUCACCGCGUAAUGCUACACGCGGACUACUUUCUGUAGUGCAGGGUUUCAUUUUGAAGUACUUGCUCUUCGGGCGACGUGGACGCAACAAUCAGGACCCCCUAAUGUGCACGCAAGAGAUGCAGACAAAUGCACUGAUAAAUGCGUUGGUCGAAAUUCUACGCAUCAUAUCGGAUAAGGGUAAGGUGACAAUGGUGCUGCCAUCGCCGGACGAAGAGGUUUUCGUGGAGCAUAGUGUGACUUUCUUUCAUGAUUCGAUUACUGAGAAGUUAUAUAUUUUCACAUUAUCACCACAUGACGAACUGGAGUAUUUUAUAAAACGUCAUUUAAAACUGUUUACUGAAGAGGACUCACCUGGCACAUUGCUGUUUCUGUAUAGCGCCGUUCUGACACGCUCGAUGACAAAAAUUCGCAACGAUCUCGACUCGAACAGUAAGGCAGUGCCAUUAACAAUGACGAACAAUGAAGAAGGCUCCUUGAUGAUAGUGACCCUACUUUUGACUGGUCGUGCUACACCUUAUUUGCACAAUGGUGUUGUAAAUGUUGGCGAUGAAAACACUUAUGCCAUUCCGCAGUAUGGUAUACUAAGCCGCUGCACUAUCGGACUUUUGCUUUGGGAUAAUGAUAGUACGCAACCUUCCGUGGUUACUUCACGCCAACCCGGUUCACGGCUCAAAACACCCAACUAUCCAAUUUGGAUUACCAGCUGCUGCGGCCACUAUGGCGUGGCGUUCAAUCGAAAUCCGGAACUUUUGCGAAAUUAUCACGCCGAGUCGCGGUUCGAUUUGAAUUAUUACAGUUGCUCUGGCCACAAUGUUUUCAUGACUAUCGACAAUCGUGUGUAUAACGAACAGGCGACUGGCAUGUUGGAACGACAGGCGACUACCGAGACAAUGACAACGGGCGGUGGACGCAGAGAUGAUGAAGCCGGUGGUGGUGGUGGUGAUAAUACAGACCUGCUGGUACGCGAGGAAUUGACAAUGAACACACCGUUGCAACGUUUAAUACACACCAAGUGGGAGGAGGCGCACAUACGCUUCAAUGUGCAACCAUCCAUGCUCAGUUAUCUGUUUUGCACAACACCAUAAAGUGGGUGUGGUGCACUGCACAUGCCCAAGCAAAAGCUACAGUUCGCGCGUUGCCAGUGAGGUGGAGAAAUGUAGCAGUUAUGGUUUGUCGAUUUCAUAAAUCGUUUGGAAUGCAGUGAAGUGCGUGGAACUGCAGCUGUGCCUUUCAAUGCGUUACUUAUUUCGUUAUUAUUAUUGUUUUUUUUUUGCAAGCCGCAAAAUGCAUUUACACAAGGCAAAAUCAACAAAUAGGUAACACAUCCUUCUGCUAUUGAUGGCUUUCAAAUACGCGAAUAAAUAUAUUUCUAAGGAAAAAUGUGCGCUUGAAGCUUUGCUUGUACUAAAAAUAAAUAAAAAUUUGUCGCUGACAAGCUUAAA